Arabidopsis lyrata subsp. lyrata is the source of this 1526-nucleotide messenger RNA. RefSeq names its product disease resistance protein TAO1. The transcript is spliced from 2 exons. Gene Ontology annotation, molecular function: ADP binding. The coding region runs from base 33 to 1343 and encodes 436 amino acids. The record is from RefSeq and is a predicted model, not a curated record. Lineage: Eukaryota; Viridiplantae; Streptophyta; Magnoliopsida; Brassicales; Brassicaceae. Gene Ontology annotation, biological process: signal transduction; defense response.
AAAGAGAGUAAAACAAAACAAAACAAAAAAGCAUGAACACGAUCUUAAAAAACUUAUCGUGUUUUAAGAAAAAGGUUAAAUCUUUACGAAUAUUCGAAUCCAGGUCACUAUCUUCUUCGUCUUCUUCCUCAUUCACUCCUCAAAUAUUCGACGUUUUUCUAAGCUUCAGAGGCAAAGAUACUCGCAAGAACUUCAUCAGUUUUCUCCACAAGGAGCUAGAAUCAAAAGGGAUUCGAACUUUCAAAGACGACACGGAACUAGAGAGAGGCCGUCCGAUUUCGCCGGAGCUUCUCCAAGCAAUCAAAGGGUCGAGAAUCGCCGUCGUUGUGGUCUCUGUGAAUUACCCUGAUUCAUUCUGGUGUCUCGAAGAACUCAAGGAGAUUUUGAAACUUGAGAAUCAGGGUUUGCUCACUGUGAUACCCAUUUUUUAUGAGAUUGAUCCUUCAGCCGUGAGGAGACAGAUCGGAGUAGUCGCGAAACAGUUCAAGAAGCAUGAGAAGAGAGAAAGCAAAGAAAGAGUCAAAUCGUGGAAGGAAGCCUUGAACAAAUUGGCUAACCUCUCCGGCGAAUGUUCAAAGGAUUGGGAAGAUGACUCGAAGCUGGUCGACGGAAUUACUGAGAAGAUAUCAAAAAAGUUGUUCUCGGAAAAACCAAGGAAUGAUAAUAUCCUAAUUGGGAUCGACCAACACAUGGAGGAAUUGUAUCCACUACUUAAUCUGAAUUCCAAUGAAGAUGUUCGUGUAAUUGGGAUUUGGGGAAGAGGAAGUAUUGGUAGAUCAGCACUAGCAAACCACGUUUACCAAAACAUCAAACAUCACUUCGAAGCUCAUUGUUUUCUCGAAGACGUGAGACGGAUUUCACUACAUUGCCGCAAAUCUCAUUUACAAGAUGAGCUUCUUUCGAAGAUGCAAGGAGAAGGUUUGACAACAAAGAGCUGCCGUAGGUGUCUUAAGACGAUUAAAGCAAGGCUCAGGAACAAGAAGGUUCUUCUUGUGGCGAACGAUGUAGACAAGCUCGAACAAUUCGAUGCACUAGCUGAAGAAUUUAGCUGGUUUGGUCCUGGGAGCAGAAUCAUCAUUACCACACAAGACAGGCAAUUGCUUGUUUCAUCAGUGGUGAGGAGUGUCUACGAAGUUGAGCUGUUGAGAUGCUACGAAGUUCGUCAGCUCUUUAGGUCAGAUGCCUUCAAAGAAAGAGACGAUCCUGUUGGUUUCGAGCAGUCUACAUAUCGAGCCAUGUAUAUUUCAGGUCAUGUUCUUUUGACCUUGAGAUAUAUUUUCACUUUGUUGUGUGACAGAGAUCAACUCAGAGAAAGAAUAAAUGCAAUAGUACAUAGUCUUUAGAUUCAUUUGAUUUUAAAUACAAAGUGUAGAUUUAGAGGUCAAAUAAGAUAGUGUUUAGAUUCAGGAAUAUUAAAUUGAAGUGUUUAUUUGUUCCUUAGUUCUUAACAUGUUAAGCCAUUUUGUACAUCUUGUAUGUAAUACAGUUCUCCCUUAAAAGAAAUAAAGAAAACACCAUUUUUUAUA